This is a messenger RNA of Porites lobata, 2470 nucleotides long. NCBI's taxonomy places the organism in Eukaryota, Metazoa, Cnidaria, Anthozoa, Scleractinia, Poritidae. The record is from the annotation of a GenBank genome assembly.
GUUAAUAUUGUAAAUUAGAGUGUAAAUUUACAAAGUGCACUAAAAGUACUUCGAGGUUAGUGUAAAAAUGUCCGAUGAUCGACUCUUUACAACGAGCUACAGAUAUGAAGUUCCUAACUCAAAUGCACAAUUUCUUCGCAGAUCGCUAGCGUUGCAGCGGUCGCGAAUUGAGGUAAGAUCAAAUUCUGAAAACCCGAACUUUGGAGGUCCCUCUCUCAGUAAUGAACAAACAAAGAUUACUACUAGACUACUGCAUCUCUAGACCUCUCCUCUUUACGGCUCUUUUUUAUAACCAUCGGAAAUGUACAUUAACACCUUUUCACUGCAAGAAGUCUUGGAGGAUGGCUCUAACUUUUCGGUCUGGGGACAAAUUGCUGUGGUGUGACCAUCCAGAUGAAACCGUUUCAGCAGUACUUUCUCAUGGUACUAUUCAUUUGUUAGUAUGACUAACUUUUGAGUCUGCGGACGGCAAAAUUCUGUGGAGUGAACAUUCAAAUGAUUUCAGCUUUGGUAGUUAAGUACUUGAAGAAAUUAAGAGAUUUAAUUAAGCGUACAAUGUGCUAGAUUCGGUUACCACCAUAGAUAGCGGCGAAAUUCGAACCUAACAAAAUGUAUGCACAUAAUUUAGCUUAUCUUAAUCUAAACUCACUUUUCGUUGUCGUUUUUAACAGACAGAUGAAAAGAUUGCAAGUCGUAUAGACGCAGAAAACAAGUGCGUAAGACGCUCAUACAUUCUGAACUAUGUAAUCUUUCUUAAUCAACCAACAUUUGGCCGGGGAAGGAAUGAGGGGGGCCCGUAUAAUUGAAGAGGCAAGCUCUCUCCACAAAAAAUAAAGAAAACCAAACCAAACAAACAAAACCACUAAAAACGCUGAUUGUUGGUGUGUUUGAAAAUAACGAUUUGAUUUGAUACUUUACAGCUAAUAAAUUUUCACUCGAUUUAUGGCCUUUAAGCACAUGGAGGGGAAUUAGACCAUUAACGAAGCAGAGACAAAGAGAUGCAUGAUUCACGAGAGACGGUGCAUAAACUGAAGAAACCGUCACGGCGAAUUGGCGGUCACCUGACUUCACCUUGAUACGGAACGUUUCUAUGCUUCCUAAUGUGUGUUGGUUUAUUUCCCCUUAGGGUUGCCAGCGAAUUGGAGAGGGCGCGAUGGUUUACCAGCUUAGAAGAGGUACAGUUAUUUUUGCUAUGUCGUCGGUUUAGCACGACCAAUCGAGGCACUGCACAACACUGAUUCCACAGUUUCCAGAAAUUGUGAUUGAUGCGAUCGAUUGAUAGUAAAACCUUUGAUCGAUAGUCAUCGACCAAAAAAACUAACUCUUUUGAAUUUGCUUUUCAAACUGAUAUGCCAUUUUGUGGAGCUGAUAUCUGAUUGCAGUGUCAUUUAUGUUUUCAACAGGAUAGUGAAAAAAAAAGAGAGAAAAGGAAUUCUGAAAUGAUGGACAGUGAGCUUAAGACGGCAAACGAAGAGUUCAUGAAGGUAUCAAAAUAAGUAUCACUAUGAACAGUAUAUAUCCAACUGUUCGUGUUGGUGGUUAAUCUCUUUUCAGUGUCUGUUUGGUCGAAUUACAGUUAAAUAGGCCCUUUGCAGCACUGGGACAGAAGAAAAAGAAAGAUCGCAUCAUUUAAUAUGGUAAUUUACUUACUUUUUCUCCAGGUGCUUCUCUUGCUCUCCAGCCUGAAAAAACAUGGAGGUUUUGCAACCUCGUUCAGGGUUCUCUCGAGGCAAGAAAGAGUAAUGGGCAUUUUUUUUUUUCCUUUUUGAAUUUAGUUCGGCCGCAGUAAAGAUCAGCGUCUGAAUCAAAUUAGCUGACCUAACUUAUUUUGAGUGGGCCUAAAUUUGGCAGGCUUUAGACAGUUACAUACAAUUUUUUACAUUUUAGUAAAGACAAAGCUUGGUCUUAUAGGAUAACGUUUUCGGUUUGAAUCUACUAGUUUGGUCGCGUCAAUUCUUGGUUAAACAAGGAGGAAAUCCGAGGGACCUAAUAAUAAUCACCUCUUACAAAGUCGUUGCGAGCGGGUAAUGAUCAGCACUUACUCGCCUCUGGCCUAUCCGGGUAAUGUUUGCUUAUGGAAUCCGAAAUCCUGGGCCUUGGAAUUCGAAAUGCAGCUCAAGGAAUCCGGAAUCCCACUAACGAUUGGAUUCCAGAAUCCAAAUCCACUGUCAAAGACUGUAAUCCAUUACCUGGAAUGCGGACUCCAACGCGUGGAAUUCACAAUUAAUCCAAGACUGCUUUGGAUUCCAUUACAUAGGGCAAACUUACAAUUAUCGAUACUUCACAUUCAAGCAAGUAUUGAUGUUUUUCGUUGAUCCAAAUACCGAUUAAUAUUAUCAAUUUACGUUUUCUUUCCUGUUCACUGUAGGUCCGACGAGCACAGUUGCAAAAGUUACUACUGGACGAACAUCUGCAGUACGAAAAAGAACUCAACGGCACAGGAAAAGCUUUCUAUAAAAAGAGAAUUUAG